GAGAUGAUAUAAUUGUUGCUUCUAAACUCUUCUUCAUUCUUCGGAAUAGUCAGCUCCCAUCAACUACCACACUUCUCUGAUCAAAGAUGAGCGCUGGCGUCUUCUCCAUUGCACUGCUUCUGUGGGCGAUUUCAUGGACUGUCGCAGAAACGCAGCUGCCACUUCAUCCAUUUCAGCUGAUCCAAGGAGGGAGAAACCCCACUAUUAACCCCAAUGUCUAUGAUACUUCCAAGUACGGUAUUCUUCAGCUCAACAAUGGCUUGGCUCGGACUCCUCAAAUGGGAUGGAGCAGCUGGAACCUAUUUGCCUGCGAAAUUAACGAGACAAUCAUAAGAGAAACGGCUGAUGCGCUCAUCUCAUCUGGUUUGGCGAGCUUGGGUUAUACAUAUGUCAACAUUGAUGAUUGUUGGUCUACUCCGUUGAGGAAUUCGAAGGGUGAAUUGGUUAACGAUCCAAAAUCUUUUCCAUCUGGAAUUAAAGCUCUUGCAGAUUAUGUCCAUGCAAAGGGACUCAAACUUGGUAUCUAUUCGGAUGCUGGGAUUUUUACUUGUCAAGUUCGAGCUGGAUCACUAUAUCAUGAGAAUGAUGAUGCAGCACUUUGGGCAUCUUGGGGUGUUGAUUACUUGAAAUAUGACAAUUGUUACAAUCUCGGCAUUGACCCAAAGGAAAGAUACCCGCCAAUGCGUGAUGCCCUAAAUGCUAGUGGACGCGCAGUAUUCUAUGCACUUUGCGAUUGGGGUGUUGAUGAUCCUGCAUUAUGGGCAAACGGGGUUGGAAAUAGCUGGCGUAAUACAGAGGACAUCGAAGAUACAUGGGAAAGCAUGACAGCGAUUGCUGAUAUCAACAAUAAGUGGGCAGAAUAUGCUGGUCCUGGCGGGUGGAAUGAUCCUGAUAUGUUAGAGGUUGGCAAUGGGGGCAUGACUUAUGAGGAGUACCGAGCACAUUUUAGCAUUUGGGCGUUGAUGAAGGCUCCGCUUAUAAUUGGUUGUGAUGUAAGGAACAUGACUGCCGAAACAUUUGAGAUUCUCAGCAAUACGGAGGUUAUUGCCGUAGACCAAGAUCCACUCGGAGUUCAAGGAAGGAAAGUUUCAGUUUCUGGAGCAGAUGGAUGCCAGGAGGUUUGGGCAGGACCUUUGUCUGGGAAUCGUUUGGUGGUGGCACUUUGGAAUCGAUGUUCGAAAGAUGAAACUAUUACUGCCCAUUGGGAUGUAAUCGGACUUGAAUCCUCAGCCAGUGUCUCUAUAAGAGAUUUGUGGAAGCACGAAGACAUUUCAGCAAAUGCCGUGAAAUCCUUCAGUGCCAAGGUUAAGUCUCAUGGCUCUGAGCUAUAUAUUUUCACUCCACAGACAGUGACUAGCUAUUCUUCAUGGUGAUGAGUGUGAGGUUUGUGGUUAGAGGGGAAUGGUUCCUGUAUGUAUAUAACUCAUGUUUUGGUGUUGGCUAGCUAGUUGAAUGUAUGGCCUUGUAAUAAUAACUUAAGACUUUGUAACUUGUAAGGUUGCACUGUUGAAGAAUAAAGCUAGCCAUGGAAUCGAA
Ipomoea nil (Japanese morning glory) is the source of this 1536-nucleotide messenger RNA. RefSeq names its product alpha-galactosidase 3. The record is from RefSeq and is a predicted model, not a curated record. Gene Ontology annotation, molecular function: hydrolase activity, hydrolyzing O-glycosyl compounds. Gene Ontology annotation, biological process: carbohydrate metabolic process. Bases 87 to 1373 code for a protein of 428 amino acids. The transcript has 15 exons. Lineage: Eukaryota; Viridiplantae; Streptophyta; Magnoliopsida; Solanales; Convolvulaceae.